This is a messenger RNA of Alligator mississippiensis (American alligator), 5691 nucleotides long. RefSeq names its product NUAK family kinase 1 (gene NUAK1). Gene Ontology annotation, biological process: protein phosphorylation; intracellular signal transduction; microtubule cytoskeleton organization. The transcript has 7 exons. The record is from RefSeq and is a predicted model, not a curated record. Gene Ontology annotation, cellular component: cytoplasm. NCBI's taxonomy places the organism in Eukaryota, Metazoa, Chordata, Crocodylia, Alligatoridae. Gene Ontology annotation, molecular function: tau-protein kinase activity; protein serine/threonine kinase activity; ATP binding. Bases 767 to 2767 code for a protein of 666 amino acids.
CCCUCGCCUCCCCGCCCCAAGCGCGGCCAGAGGCGAGCGCGGCUGCCGGGCCCUGGGCAGAGGGGCAGGGAGGCAGCCGCCCGCCGCCGGCUGCGCAGCGGGACUAUGAAGAGGCGCCUCCGCCGCCUGCCGCCGGCCCCGCUUCGGCCCGGGGGACACGGGCGUCUUCCAGCCGCACGUGUGUAGCCGCCACGGGCUUUGCAUAGCCCCCCCCGCGCGUGUGUGUGUGUAUACGUGUGUGCGAGUGUACUUAAACGUGUGCCCCGUGUGUGCAUGCGCGCACUUGUGCUGAGCGGUCGUGUGUGUGUGUGUGUGUGUGUGUGUGUACGGACACGUGUGCUGCGAGAGCCGGGGGUGCGCUGUUUGUGUGCAUGCGUGUGCGCACACGUGUGCCGUGAGUGUGCACGCGUGUGCGGCGAGUGUGUGUGUGUACCUAUCCGUGUGCUGGGAGUGUGCACCGUGUGCGUACAUAGAGGUGCGCAGUGAGGGUGCACGCGUGUAGUGUGCGCGGUGAGUGUACACAGCCGUGUGCUGUGCGGACGUCUAGGUGUGCUGUGCGUGUGUACGGUGAGUGCGCGCUCCGUGUGUGUGUGUGUACAUAUACGCGUGGUGUGUGCGGUGAGCGUGCGCGGUGUGUGUGCAUACGCGUGCUGUGUGUGGUGUGUGCGGUGAGUGUGUGUGUACAUCCGUGUGCCGUGCGGGCGUGUGCUGCAUGCGCGCGCGUGUGUGAGCGCGGCGGGGCCGAGGCGAGGGCCGGGGCCGGCGGAUGCGGCCCCCCGCCGGCGGCCGGCCGGGCGCGGCGCUGAGGGCGAUGGAGGGCGCGGAGCCGGCGGGCGGCCCCCCGGAGCGGAGCGCGGAGGAGCCGGCGGCGGGCGAGGCCCCCGCGCCCCGCAAGCAGCAGGGUGUGAAGCGGCACCACCACAAGCACAACCUGAAGCACCGCUACGAGCUGCAGGAGACGCUGGGCAAGGGCACGUACGGCAAGGUCAAGCGGGCCCUCGAGCGCUUCUCGGGCCGAGUGGUUGCAAUAAAAUCCAUUCGUAAGGACAAAAUUAAGGAUGAACAAGAUAUGGUUCACAUCAGGCGGGAGAUUGAGAUCAUGUCAUCCCUCAGCCACCCCCAUAUCAUCACUAUAUAUGAAGUGUUUGAAAACAAAGAUAAAAUUGUGAUAAUCAUGGAGUAUGCGAGUAAAGGUGAGCUGUAUGAUUACAUCAGUGAGAGGCGGAGACUAAGUGAGAGAGAGACAAGACACUUUUUUCGGCAAAUCGUCUCUGCUGUACAUUACUGUCACAAGAAUGGUGUUGUGCAUAGGGACCUCAAAUUGGAAAACAUCCUUCUUGAUGACAAUUUUAACAUUAAGAUUGCAGACUUUGGGCUUUCCAACCUUUAUCACAAAGACAAGUUUUUGCAGACCUUCUGUGGAAGCCCACUUUAUGCCUCCCCUGAAAUUGUUAAUGGAAGACCUUACCGAGGCCCAGAGGUUGAUAGCUGGGCCCUAGGUGUAUUGCUUUACACGCUGGUAUAUGGAACGAUGCCCUUCGAUGGCUUUGAUCACAAAAAUCUAAUCAGGCAGAUCAGCAGUGGAGAAUAUCGUGAGCCAACACAGCCCUCAGAUGCUCGUGGUCUGAUCAGGUGGAUGCUGAUGGUGAACCCUGAGCGCCGAGCAACCAUUGAAGACAUAGCCAAUCACUGGUGGGUUAAUUGGGGCUACAAGAGCAGCGUUUGUGACUGUGAUGCCAUGAGGGACUCAGAGUCCCCACUGCUGGCUAGGUUUAUUGAUUGGCAUCACCGUUCUACUGGUCUCCAGCCAGAGACUGAUACCAAAAUGAAGUGCCUUUCCAAACCCAAAGGUUCUGAGGUCAUGCUAGAGCAACAGAGAUCUCUGAAAAAAUCAAAGAAGGAAAAUGACAUUGCACAAUCUGUCCAGGAUGGAGGGGCUGAAAAUGCAUCCAAGCCAACCUCCAAGAGACCCAAAGGCAUCUUGAAGAAAAGGAGCAACAGUGAGCAUCGGUCUCACAGUGCAGGGUUCAUUGAAGGAGUGGUCAACCCAGUGUUACCUUCCACUUUUAAGUUAGAGCAAGAACUGUGUAGGACUGGUGUUGCCAUUAAAAGCGUUGUGGAGGGAGACGUAGGAGGCAAAUAUGGCACUAAACAAUCUUCCCUAAUGCCAAAAAAAGGAAUCUUGAAGAAGACUCAGCAGCGAGAAUCUGGAUAUUACUCCUCUCCAGAACGGAGUGAAUCUUCUGAACUUUUGGACAACAAUGAUGAAACAGAAAACAAUGACAUUUCCCCUGGUGUCGCUGAAACAUCAAGAAUUGGGUCUCACAGCCACUCCUAUAGGCGUAAGGGCAUCUUAAAACAUAACAGCAAGUAUUCCACUAGCAGCACUGAGUCAGCUUUGGUCAGCCCUGACACACCUACGCUGGAAGCCAUGGAGGAAGUGGUACUGCCUGGGGAUGGCCUAUCUCGAAGUUACAGUCGCCCUUCUAGCGUGAUCAGUGAUGACAGUAUUCUGUCCAGUGACUCCUUUGACUUGCUGGAUUUGCAAGAGAAUAGGCCAAACAGGCAGAGGAUACGGAGCUGUGUCUCUGCUGAAAACUUCCUCCAGAUCCAAGAUUUCGAAGGACUCCAGAAUCGCCCACGACCACAGUAUCUGAAACGCUAUCGAAAUCGCCUGGGGGACAGCAGUUUUUCCCUUCUCACAGACAUGGAUGAUGUGACUCAGGUUUACAAGAAAGCGCUAGAGAUCUGCAACAAGCUCAAUUAGCAGAGUGAAGAUGGUGAGGAGGGAAGGGAGUUGUCUUGUGUACCUUUAUGAUGGAGUUAGCCAGGUUACCUAUUUGCUGACAGUGAUAGUGUUUUCAAAAUGGGUGUGAAUGUGCCUACUCAGCUGAUACCCUUGAAAUAUAUAUAAAUCAACCCCAAAUCAUCUCAUGAUCAUUAUGCAAACUCUCUUCCCAUUGGUAUUAUCAAAAUACUACCUAGUUGCUCCCCCCCACCAAACUCUUUUUACAUGUGAUGUAAACAUAUCAGGAUUGAGCAGCCAAAGACAGAACAAAAUCCAAAAUGGCUGGAAAUGGAAGCUAGACUGGAAAUAAGUCAGACAUUUUGAACAGCAAUGAUUAGUAAUCGUGACAGCAGCGCUACAAAAGUAUGUGGUAGAAUCGUCACCACUUUGAAAUCUUUGAAUUGACAUUAACUAUCCUUUGAAAAAGAUACGCUUUAAGUUGAGCCUGAAAUGAUUAUACUCAAUGAAGGAAUUGCAGGUGAAUAUUUAGAUAGACUGAAUUAUGUAGGAGGCCAGACUAGAUGUUUGCAGUGUUACCUUCUGGCUUUAAAAUCUAUGAGUUACUGAACUUGUUAUGGGACGGGGACCUUUACAUAGUCACCCUCAGUACAUGGUGGACAUUACCAAAAAUGUUUGAAGCAUAGGGCUUAAGACUCAGAUUUUAUAUAUACCAUGAGAUUGCUGUUCAUUAUUAAGGAGCAUAUAUUCUUUCUUGCCAUCAACUCUGUGAAAAAAUACAGCAACUGAAAAAGUAGUCUGAGCUAAAAGAUGUACAUUUUAAGAGGCUAGUUGAUGUCAUUCCUUUGAUUUAUGAGAUUUGUGACGUUUUCCAGAUUGCCAGUCAAACAAAUACUUAGGAAGAGGUAUGUAAUAAGUUCUCUCAGGGGUUAAAUAAAUAUGAUUUCUAUAUGCCAGUCAUUAUCACUGUCAACAAAUGGUGCCACUUUGCUAUUAGCAUGUAAAAUCAGAGAGUGGUGGAUAGUUUGCCUCUAGAAUGUUAGCUUAAGAGAAGGCUAUAGCAUGUAGUAAGUGGACAGAGGUCUGAGUGUCAGAAGAAUGUGCCUUUCUCCAAAUAAGAGUGUUUCUAAGUAGGUAGUAAUGGAACAGAAGGAUUUGGUAUAUGAGCACUGAAAUAACAGUAGACUUAAAGGAUUUGGUGUGAAAAUGCAGGUAGCUCCGUGUGUAUUAGUAGAUGGUACUGCUUAAGCAAUGGUAUUAGAAAUGGUAUUGAAAAGGGGAAGGAUAUGUAGAUGUAUCCUUAGACAUAUCUAAGUAUCUAGACUAAAGGCUUCAACUCCCAUAAAGGUACCACGUGGGUCUACUGGAUUACCUGAAUGUAAGCCUAUGUUAGAAAGGCGCGCUAUGUGUUUGACAGGCCUGGGCAAACUGGAGUCUUAUGGAUAUUAUUUUGGAUCUCAUUUAGCCAAUGGCCCUUGGUUUCACUGGGUAGCAGUGAGACUAAAGGCAGAUUUUGGUAAAUCACAUCAAAUUGGAUACAGAUCUAAAAGUCUGAACAAACAGCCCCAUCAACCAAUCAUGCAAGCAAAAGGUAACAGGGUAGAUUUUGAUUGCUUUUUAUCCCCAUGACUUCAGUUGAAACAGAAUUUGGCCCAUCAUCUCUGGGCCUGGUCUAAAAUCCUAAAAGCCAUUGGGAAAUAGUGCUCAAGAGAUUCCUUUUGGGCUUCUCUGAGAUUCUGCAACACCAUCUCAAACAGACAGAAGCUGUUUCCCAGCUGAAAUCUUUAUUGUGCCAUGGUCUUUCACUUUGUUGGUGCUUUCUUAAAAACCAGAUGGAUUAGCUAGCGUAAAGACAAACUCCUGAAUCAACUCAUCUGUCUUUAGGGAUGAUACAUCUCGACUGUCUCCAUCAUUAGACACUGGGCCAAAUUCAGCCCUUGUGUAAAUGACAUUAAGUAUCAUGAAAUCCUGGAGAGAGGUGCUUCCAGGCAGCAAAGCUAACUUUGACUCACUUUUAUAAGCAGUGGAAUGUCAGUCCACUUCUGCAUGACACACACCUUUUAGUGUGAUGCUGAAACAUCCUUUUAAAACCCUUAUUACAUGGGUUUUUGCCCCUCCACAGUGAAUGUGCUGUUUUGCAGGGUACAAAACUAACAGGUUUGCUAUGUCCUCUUACUUCAGGUAGAGUCUGUAGUGUUUCAAAAAUUUAGGUGAGUUUUCCAGUCAUGGUCAGAAGACACUCUUUAAUUCUGUACUCUGGAGAUAAGUGCCAAAACCUCAGCUGGCGUAAAUCAGCACAGCUCCAUUGACCCAAUGGAACUUGACUUCAGUAGAAUUGCCCUGACUGACCAGCAGUUAAUCUGGCUCUAAAUGUUUAAUUGAUAUAUAUACAUUUAAAGAUGAUGGAAGUGGGACUCAGCAUGACCUUGUGGGGAGCAUAGUGCCAUUCAGAAGGCUCAGAUUUACCUACGCAUUUGCCCAGGCCUGCUGUCUUGUGUACAAAUGUGAAUGAAUGAUUGACUGCUUGCUGCCAAACUGGAAAUGUUAAGUAGGGAUUUACUGGCAUGUUAUCAUUCCUAGAAGAAAUGGAAAAAAAAAACAAAAACAAAAAAACUUGACUGCACAUUGUUAUUAUUAGUGUUGUGAUUUUUAUUUAAUUUUUUUGUAUUACAAAGUUGACUUUUUUAUUUGAAUUUGUCUUUUUUUUAUUUAUUGGUCUGAAAGCCAUUUCAAAGGUAUAAUAAUAUAUUUGGUGUAAUUUAAUUGGUUCAACAUUACAGCUCUGGCCAAAAUUGUCUGGUGAUUUGUUUUUUUCUUUUUUCCCACACAUUGGUUGGUUUGAGCUUUUACAAGGCACACAGGGAAAAAUGCUGGAUAAUCACCCAAAGUGUUUGUAUUUUUAAUCAAUACUGUUUUUUUAUUAAAUAAAAAUGAACUUAAUGUAA